Messenger RNA from Egretta garzetta (little egret), 732 nucleotides. RefSeq names its product ATPase H+ transporting V0 subunit e1 (gene ATP6V0E1). Gene Ontology annotation, cellular component: proton-transporting V-type ATPase, V0 domain. The transcript has 3 exons. Gene Ontology annotation, biological process: proton transmembrane transport. The record is from RefSeq and is a predicted model, not a curated record. The annotation marks the transcript as partial. Gene Ontology annotation, molecular function: proton-transporting ATPase activity, rotational mechanism. Lineage: Eukaryota; Metazoa; Chordata; Aves; Pelecaniformes; Ardeidae.
UCAGCUGUUUCUCUCCUUCCUUUUUGCAGUGUUAUCAACACAAUGCUGGUGACAUGUGCUGUUUGCUGCUACCUGUUUUGGCUGAUUGCGAUUCUGGCUCAACUGAACCCUCUCUUUGGGCCGCAGUUAAGCAAUGAAACAAUCUGGUAUCUUAAAGCUCACUGGCCUUAAGGAUGUCUGUCCUCUGCUGCAAUUUAUUGACUAGGUAAAGAAGAAAUUUCCUCCAGAUGAAAGACUCUGCUGACCCAAAGAUGCCCUUUACAUAGCUCAUUGGAUACCAAGUCCACAUUAAUGCCUUAACCUUUCUAUUGUGCUUCAAAUGGCUUGUUCCAAGCCCUAUAUUUUUUCCUACUAUACUGUUUACCAGUGUGCCUAAUGCAAUUUAUACUCCUCUUCAGUACUGUAAAUUCAUGUCUAUUAACUUCAGAUGUGAUGAAAAUUUCUGAAGUUUUUAUGGGUCGUAGUCAGCUUUCCUGUUCGUUUUACUCACUCUGUAGGAACACUGUAUAUAUCUUACAGGUCUUAGGUUGUCUGUUGCUGUGCUGUUCACCCCUGUUCUGUUUGACUGCACUUGGGGAAAAAAUGUGUGCAAUGAAACUGUGUGAGGAGAGGAGAAACAGUGGUACCACGUGUUGAUGGCAUUUAUUUUUUAAAAUUAGUUGUAUUCUUGGGAAAUUUGGUCUUAAAUUUAUCGUGCCUGGAAAUAAAACUAAUCCUCUGCUUCAUACCAAA